GCAGUAAAUAGGUACCUGGGAGUUAGUCAGCUGUUACGGGCUGCUUCCUGGGGGUGGAGGUCCUGGUCGAGGACCGGGCCGCGGGGACACUAAAAAAGCCCCGAAAUCAUCUCAAGAUAACCAUAGAAAGAGAGAGCACUAAAGAAAUAUAGAGUAUUCAUUGUCUCAUACACAUGAAAAUUAUUUCCUUUUAGAAUUAAUCAUGAUUGAGAAUUCAUGACAGAUAAUGUGGUUAGAAUUAAAAAUUGUAAUUGAAUAUAAAUUAACUGGCAUAAAAUCCUAAAAUUAGAUGUCUAAUUGAAGACAUUUGGAAGUUAAUGUGAAGGUUAGCCUGCACAACCCAUCCCGUAGGCUGUGAACAAAGUGCAAAUAAAACACAGUAUAAUCAUCACUAAUAUAGAUAUAUAAUAUAUUUAUAUUCAGUUCAAUUCAUGUGGCACCUUACAUUGGUUUUUCAUAUUGUGUUACAAAGAAAGUUUUUCUAGAAUAUAGAUCCAUAUUAUUGACUAUAUUAGCUAAUUUAGGAACUAUUGUCACUUAAGGGCUCUUUAAGUAGAUGAAGCAUGUCUUGAGUCACACCUUUGAUCUUAACUAGAAUAACAAAAUAUGAACUAACAUCUACUGGAAUAUUUAGUAUUUGUUCAUUUAUAAACUAUAUUGGUUUUCAGUAUCCAUAAAAUUUAACUUUAUACCCAUUUAUAUGUAGUAAUGGCUUCAGAAAUCACUUCUACAGACCAGCUUCUUGCAAUUAGCAAUAUAAAUGCUGCUAUUACCCGUUUGAAUGUUUACUUAAGAAGAUCUAUAGAAAUGCAAAUGGUAAGUCAAGCAGAAGAGAAGCCAUAUCAGUGUUCAGAGUGUCUAAGAGAGUUUUCGCGGAAAGAUAAAUUUAUACAACAUAUGAGGGUUCAUACUGGAGAGAAACCAUAUCAGUGCACUGUGUGUCAAAGAGGCUUUUCACAAAAAACUACUUUAGUACAACAUAUGAGGGUUCACACUGGAGAGAAGCCGUAUCAGUGUUCGGAGUGCCAGAAAGAGUUCACUGUGAAAUCAGCUCUAGUAAGACAUAAGAGAAUUCAUACAGGAGAAAAACCAUAUCAGUGUUCAGUGUGUCAAAAGGGCUUUUCGCAAAAAGCUACUCAAGUACAACAUAUGAGGGUUCAUACAGGAGAAAGACCAUAUCAGUGUUCAGAGUGCCCAAAAGAGUUCACAGUAAAAUCAGCUCUAGUAAAACACAUGAAAGUUCAUUCAGGAGAGAAACCAUAUCAAUGUUCACAGUGCCUGGAAAAUUUUGCCAUGAAAUCUGAUCUAGCAAAACAUAAGAAAGUUCAUAAAGAAGAAAAACCACAUCAGUGCUCGAUAUGUUUAAAAGACUUUCCACGACAACAAAAUUUAAUAGUGCACAUGAGAGUUCACACAGGAGAGAAACCUUAUCAGUGUCCAGUGUGUCAGACCUGCUUUUCACAAAAAAAAAGUCUAGAAGCACACAUGAGAGUUCAUACAGGAGAGAAGCCAUAUAGUUGUUCAGUGUGCUUGAAAGAGUUUACCGUGAAAUCAGCUCUAGUAAGACAUGAGAGAAUUCAUACCGGAGAAAAACCAUUUCGAUGUUCAGUAUGUUUAAAAGACUUUUCACGAAGGCAAGGUCUAGUAGCGCACAUGAUACUGGAAAGAAACCAUACCAAUUUAAGGGGCAUGAAAGACAUAAAAAAAAAUUACUCUGGUAAAAUGUAGUUGAGUUCAUUCAAGAUAAAUAUUUUAAUAUU
This is a messenger RNA of Procambarus clarkii (red swamp crayfish), 1760 nucleotides long. NCBI's taxonomy places the organism in Eukaryota, Metazoa, Arthropoda, Malacostraca, Decapoda, Cambaridae. The record is from RefSeq and is a predicted model, not a curated record.